Messenger RNA from Penicillium malachiteum, 1761 nucleotides. RefSeq lists its product as uncharacterized. The transcript has a single exon. The record is from RefSeq and is a predicted model, not a curated record. Lineage: Eukaryota; Fungi; Ascomycota; Eurotiomycetes; Eurotiales; Aspergillaceae. Bases 1 to 1761 code for a protein of 586 amino acids.
AUGCCUAGUCUGCAAGACCUUCCCGCUGAGCUCCAUAGGCAGAUUCUGUCUACCUUUGUCCCGCGUGCGUCGCCCCAAUGGGAGGUCUGGAAUCAAUUCCGCACUGGGCAGUUGGGAACGGGUCCCGAUCUUGAAGAUGCAUAUGAUCAUGAAAGUCCUGAGUCUCUAUACAAUAUGUGUCUAGUUUCGAAGCAGUUCCUUGCUAUUGCCCAACCGCUUCUGUGGUCAAACUUUGUCGAUGAAGGUACUCUUGGUGACAUUGAGGAAACCGUCCGCAUUGCAGAUAACCUCUAUCGUUAUCCAGAGCUUGGUCAAUUCGUUCAAGAUUUCACCAUUUCGGGCCCGAUUUUGUUUAAUCCCGAAAUCGCCGACGAAGACGAUCUCGAAAUCUCUGAAGACCAAAUUCAGCGUCUCACGACAGCAAUCCAAGCUCUUAGUCUCGGCGCUGAGGAAGACAAAUGGAUUUCCGCUGUGCAAAACUGCGACAAAUACAGCGACAUCCCUGUUUGGGCUGCUUUGGUCUUCAAUAAAACCCCCAACCUUCGUCGCGUCGUUAUGCCCGGCACCAUAUCAUCUGUGAACCCUUUCCCAGAACUCUUUCGACGAAACCCUUCAUUUUUGCGCAUGCUUGAAAAGCUUGGUCUGGAAGGCCAGAAGCCAGCCGAUGGCUACGAUUACGCAUCUUAUAAUGAGUUUUUUGCCCUGCCUAACCUGAAAAUUGUCAUGUUUGAGAAUGGCGAUCUUCAGAGUCGGACAUGCCCAUCAUGGGAACCUAAGACCUUCAACAUAGAAGAGCUCGUUUUCCGCGAUUCUGUGAUUGACGCCGUGUCCCUUAGUAGACUCGCAGGUGCAUGUAAAAAGCUAAAGGUGUUCUUGCUCGAUAACUUUAAAGCCCAUGAAGAAUGGAUUAACCAUCCUAACGGAGGAUCGGUGUUCAACGCUGCUGAGGCCUAUCAAGCUCUCUUGCCGCAUAAAGAGACCCUUGAGCAUUUACGUAUAGAAUUUGCUAGAGGAGUGUAUGACUUGCAGGAUUGGCAGCGGUUCGUUUCCAGCCGUGCUAAGAUUGGAUCUCUGCGUGAGUUUUCGGCAUUGAACGAUAUUCGUCUUCAACAAGCGAUAGUUCCAGUCCACCCUCAAUUUCCAGCAACGCUUAAGAGACUCUACAUCACGGACUGUAACUCUUCUGUCAUCGACCUUGUCAGAAAUAUCGCGAGGGAUUGCAGGAAGGGUCUGUACCCUGACUUUGUCGAGUUUAGGAUGCUUGCUGUUGAUAUUACACAACCUAUCCUGCUACCUGGCCAGAGCAUUCCAGAUGGUCAAACGCCAGAGCAAGCUCAUCAGUCUCUUGUGGAUCUAUUCAAAGGCACCAAUGUGGAUUUUUUUAUUGCGCCCUUUGAAAUGCCUGAUAUGGAUGAGCUCAUGGGUGGCUAUGGUGAUGAUGAUGACGAUGAGGAAGGUUGGGAGGAUGAGGAUGAGGACGACGAUGACGAUGAUGAACAUGCGAUAGAUGGGUUUGAUGGGUUUGAUGACGACGUUGCCUAUGAUUCGGAGGGAAACCAAAUUAAAGAUCCGUUCAUGGAUGCAUUGAGGGCUGCGCGUCGGGGCAGAGCUGGACGAGGCGGGAGCAGAGCUACACGAGAUGGAGUUAUACGCGGCCCCAACGGCCCGAUGCCUGAAGGACUUCUUAACUAUUUCAUGCAACAAGCUAUGCAGGAUCCUGAAUUCCUACGCUUACAUCCACCUUCGGGGGGAAACCAGUGA